UUGAGUUUGUCGAUAAGUCGAUCACACGGCAUGUAAAUAAAAACAGAGCAAAAUAUUAAACAAAUUUACACUUGCAGCUCUGAAAAGCAUGAACUAUUCCUCCGGCUGCCAGCUCCGUCUUCAAUGAACCUCUAGGGCCAGGCCCGCACAAAACGAUAUCAAAAUGGAUCCUGUGGUGUUCUUCGUAGUGGUGACGUCCCUCUACGGCGACCUUUAUUUUUUCGGUCGCUUUUUCAAAAGCUGCAUGCACUACCCAUACGAUGCCUUUCUGAAGAACACCGGACUGUCUGUGAACUUUAUGAGCCUGCACUGGCACACGAACGCUUUCAUUAUCCUGCUCAUCAUCACGAUAUUCAGUGGCGGCGUGGCAGACACCUCAGCCCCGUAUGCCUCGGCAAUGCCAGUACAGCUGGAGAUUCUGCUGCCUGGCGUCAACCUGCCGCUGGAGGAGAUCGGCUACUACUUUACGACUCUUGUGCUUUGCCUGGUGGUCCACGAAAUGGGUCACGCCAUGGCGGCUGUGCUGGAAGAUGUCCCUGUGACUGGUUUCGGAAUUAAGUUCUUUUUCUGCCUGCCGAUGGCCUACACAGAGCUCUCGAACGACCACCUUAACAGCCUGCGCUGGUUCAAGAAGUUGCGGGCCUUGUGCGCGGGCAUUUGGCACAACUUUCUGUUUGCCGGCAUCUGCUACCUGCUCAUCUCGACGAUAGGCAUCACCAUGUCCCCCUUCUUCGUGUACAACGAACAUGUGAUAGUCACGGAGCUGACUCGGAAGUCUGCGCUGCGAGGAGAGCGCGGACUGAAAGUGGACAAUCUCAUCACCCAGGUGAACGGAUGUCCAAUAAGCAGCGUGGAAAGCUGGCACUCCUGUUUGUACAGUUCCAUGAAGAAGAGGGCAGGCUAUUGCGUUAGCGCGGACUUUAUCCAGCUAAACGACGAAAGCAGCAUUUCACACCACAGCGUCGAUGGACAAUUGCAAUGCUGCGACGAGCUGAAUCCCAACGUCAGCUGCUUCGAGGUGGUGGAGGAUGCGAACGGCGAUGUACCUGUGGAGCUGCCACAGCAUGUUUGCCUCAACGUGCGUCGCACACUGGAGGAAGUCGCCGUGCACUGCACAUCGGGCCUUUGCUCGGAGGGAUUCUGUCUGCGUCCGUUGAUGCGGAACAUAACAGCCAUAAUGACGGUCAUGCGUCUGAAUUUAAAUGGUGAAAAGCUGCCGCCGGUCAUCUAUGUGGGUCAUCCGUGGGAUGUGUCUCGCACCGUUGAGGUUUCAGCCUUCGUGCCGCGCUACAGGUUCCUGAGUGCCGCCUGGCCGGACGCCUGGUUCCUGCUGCUUAAGUACAACGUGGUCUUCAGCAUUGGCCUGGCCUUAGUCAACGCCAUUCCGUGCUUUGGCUUCGAUGGGGCUCACAUCACCAGCACCGUGAUACACAGCUUUCUGGUGGGAAAAGUGGACCAGUAUGCCAAGAGGGAUCUCAUAUCGGUGAUAAUCACUAGCGUGGGCUCCUUGCUUUGUGGCCUGGCCCUGCUCAAGGUCGCCUGGCUCAGCUUUCUCAGGCCCCUUAUGUAGAAACUGGAAACUGGAGUUCAACUCCACUUCAAGACGCUAGAAUACUAUUUUCACUUUCAUACACAGCGAAUUGUAGCACCUCAAAGAUAUCUAAAAACGUUGUUCAACACUGGUAUGGCGCGUACCUAAAAUUGUUUGCGGAAGGAAAAAAUUAACAUAUUUCAAGACGUU
This is a messenger RNA of Drosophila miranda, 1741 nucleotides long. Its product is annotated as membrane-bound transcription factor site-2 protease-like. Gene Ontology annotation, molecular function: metalloendopeptidase activity. The transcript has 3 exons. Bases 164 to 1570 code for a protein of 468 amino acids. The record is from RefSeq and is a predicted model, not a curated record. Gene Ontology annotation, biological process: regulation of response to endoplasmic reticulum stress; membrane protein intracellular domain proteolysis. Gene Ontology annotation, cellular component: membrane; cytoplasm. Lineage: Eukaryota; Metazoa; Arthropoda; Insecta; Diptera; Drosophilidae.